Messenger RNA from Xenopus tropicalis (tropical clawed frog), 831 nucleotides. RefSeq names its product histone H2B 1.1-like. NCBI's taxonomy places the organism in Eukaryota, Metazoa, Chordata, Amphibia, Anura, Pipidae. Gene Ontology annotation, molecular function: protein heterodimerization activity; structural constituent of chromatin; DNA binding. Bases 112 to 492 code for a protein of 126 amino acids. Gene Ontology annotation, cellular component: nucleosome; chromosome; nucleus. The record is from RefSeq and is a predicted model, not a curated record. The transcript has a single exon.
AAUCUGUAAUAUCAAGCUGCCUCAUUUGCAUGGGAGGGCUAUAAAAGCAGCAGCCCGGGAGGCGGAGGGAACAGUUUUCUCGUUGAUCGGAAAGCGUAAGGAUAGUUGAUCAUGCCUGAUCCAGCCAAGUCCGCUCCAGCCGCGAAGAAAGGCUCCAAGAAAGCAGUGACCAAGACCCAGAAGAAAGAUGGGAAGAAGCGCAGGAAGACAAGGAAGGAGAGUUACGCCAUUUACGUGUACAAGGUGCUGAAGCAGGUGCACCCCGAUACCGGCAUCUCCUCCAAGGCCAUGAGCAUCAUGAACUCCUUUGUCAACGAUGUGUUUGAGCGCAUCGCAGGGGAAGCCUCCCGCCUGGCUCAUUACAACAAGCGCUCCACCAUCACCUCCCGGGAGAUCCAGACCGCGGUCCGCCUGCUGCUGCCUGGGGAGCUGGCCAAGCACGCCGUGUCCGAGGGCACCAAGGCUGUCACCAAGUACACCAGCGCCAAGUAACUGCUGCCCCAUCUCCUGCCCUACUCCCAGCAACACAAAGGCUCUUCUAAGGGCCACCCACCCCCUCCCUAUAAGGUCUGUAACUGGUUAUUGGCUAUAGGGGCUCUAUAAUAUAAAUGAACGUAAAUAUUAUGAGGAAACGGUCGAUAACAUUGGCACCGGGUAGAAUCCGGUGUAUAAUUAUUUCUGGCGGGGGCAGGAGCUGCUCUAACGCGCGGAGAGCGGUUGGGCUGUGGGUACAAUAUACAGGGACAUUUCGGUGCUUCCCAUAGGUUUUUCCCAGUUCGAAUACAUCUUACCCUUAGUAACAAACCCGACAGUCCUAGGGAUUUGUUGAUA